Molecule: messenger RNA, 294 nt
Organism: Tetrahymena thermophila SB210
Lineage: Eukaryota; Ciliophora; Oligohymenophorea; Hymenostomatida; Tetrahymenidae
Exons: 2
Source: RefSeq, a predicted model, not a curated record
AUGUUUAGUAUAUAUGAAUUAAUAGAAAUCAAGUUUACCCACCCAUAAAUUUUUAAUUAUUAUUUACAUAUUAAGUAAUUUUAGCGGGUAAGCAAAAUUAAUUUGUAUUUGAGUUAAAAGUUGAAGUGUUUUAUUUUUUUAUAAUUCAACGCACGAGCGCGAACCUUAACAUAUCCUUAUGGAGCAAGGAUAGCAAUAUAUCAUUCAACCACUAUUUAGAAAGAAGGCUUGAUGUAUGUAUGUAUGUAUGUAUGUAUAGAGCCUUUUAUAGAAUUUGCAUUUAGCAAUUUGUGA